AUGGGCUCACUUCUAAAUGACGAUCACGACAAGGACCCUCAUAUACACCCUCUCCAUUUAAGGGCAUUUGAUGCCUUGCCCGACAAGAAGCGGGUAUGGCCAAGCAAGCCCAAUACGAGAGAAGAGGGACUGGGCCGUCUCGUCCUGCUCACGCCAGACGUCGUCGCCUCCGCGGCAGCAACAAGCAUUCGCAGCGGACGUCGUGUGAAUCUGGGGUGGGAAUUGAAUAAGUUGGAAAUCGCCAAUUUCGGACGAUCGCCUUGUAAGCACCAGAUUGUCGACCUCCUCGACGGUGCUGCUUUUGACGACAUUUACACGUUCAACCCGCAACAGAGCAGCCAAUGGGAUGGGCUCAGGCAUUUCUCACAGCCCGAUCCGACCGAGGGUGAGCCAGAAAGGAGGGUAUUCUACGGUGGUGUGACGAAGCAGGAGAUUAUGGACCCAACGAACCACCGGAUAGGAUUGCAGUAUUGGGCGAGGGAAGGGAUCUGCGGGCGAGGUGUGCUAUUGGACUAUGCUUUGUACGCAGAAAAGAGAGGCAUCGAGUAUUCGACAUUCUGCGACCAUUCAGUCCCCCUCAACGUACUGCUCGACAUCGCUCAAGAGGAGAAUCUGACAUUCAAACGUGGCGACAUCCUCUUCGUGCGCAUCGGGGUGACCAAGGAAUGGGAUACGCGCAUGACAUGCGAGGACAAAAAUGCCUACGCAAUGACCAAGACUCCUCAACACGCUGGCGUCGAAGGAACCGAGGAAAUGCUGCGCUGGCUGUGGGAUACAGGCUUCUCUGCCGUGGCCAGUGAUGCGAUAUCAUUUGAAAUCUAUCCUGCUAAGAAGAGUUAUCCCGGCGGAGAAGGAGAGCCUGAGGUGGAGGGAGUCUUUAUGCACGAAUACUUAUUGGCGGGUUGGGGCAUGCCGAUUGGUGAGCUCUUUGAUCUUGAGGCCUUGAGUGAGAUGUGCGUGAGGGAGCAACGCUGGGAGUUUUUCGUCGCGAGCGCACCGUUCAACAUGCCUGGAGGCGUUAGCAGUCCACCGAACUGCCUCGCGAUCUUUUGA
Molecule: messenger RNA, 1053 nt
Organism: Fonsecaea multimorphosa CBS 102226
Lineage: Eukaryota; Fungi; Ascomycota; Eurotiomycetes; Chaetothyriales; Herpotrichiellaceae
Exons: 1
Coding region: 1-1053 (350 amino acids)
Molecular function (GO): arylformamidase activity
Source: RefSeq, a predicted model, not a curated record